Messenger RNA from Pseudoliparis swirei, 1413 nucleotides. Its product is annotated as tyrosine-protein phosphatase non-receptor type 13-like. The record is from RefSeq and is a predicted model, not a curated record. Gene Ontology annotation, cellular component: nucleus; cytoplasm. NCBI's taxonomy places the organism in Eukaryota, Metazoa, Chordata, Actinopteri, Perciformes, Liparidae. Gene Ontology annotation, molecular function: phosphatidylinositol 3-kinase regulatory subunit binding; protein tyrosine phosphatase activity. Gene Ontology annotation, biological process: peptidyl-tyrosine dephosphorylation. Bases 1 to 1413 code for a protein of 470 amino acids. The transcript has 12 exons.
AUGAACUUCUUCUCCAAGGGAGGAGUCAACACGACCGUUCGCCAUGGAGGCAUCUACGUCAAAGCCGUCAUCCCCAGAGGAGCAGCUGAGCUCGACGGGCGGAUACAGAAAGGUGACCGUGUGGUGGCUGUCAAUGGGAAUAGUCUGGGGGGAGCCACUCACCACCAAGCGGUGGAAGCGCUCCGAGAAACGGGGCAGACGGUGCACUUGCUGCUGGAGAAGGGUCACCCGCCUACAGACAGCGUCCAAGCGCCCCACACGCCUCAGUGCAGUCGGCCCGCUGCAGCCGGCGACCAAGACCAGAGCAAGAAUAAAGAGCCGCCGCUGGAGGUCAAGGAAAGCCCCGAGUACAGCUUCAUCACACGAGACAAUGUGUUUGACGUGCGUCUGCUGAAGAACACGUCAGGUCUGGGCUUCAGUUUCAGUCGGGAGGAGAGCAUCCCGGAGGAGUCCCCCGGGUCCAGCAUGGUGCGGGUCAAAAAGCUGUUUCCUGGCCAGCCGGCUGCGGAGAGCGGGCGCAUCAACGUGGGCGACGUCAUCAUGCGGGUCAAUCGGACCCCCCUCAAAGGACUCUCGCAACAUGAGGUGAUAUCCGCCCUGAGAGGAACAGGACAGGAGGUGACUCUGCUCCUCUGUAGACCCGAGUACGGGGUUCUCCCUGAAAUGGACGCUUCAGCUUUGGUGAGUCAGACGCCCAUGCCGUCCCCACGAAAGCAGCCGGUGACCCAGGUGGAGUCCAGCCUGAGCUUGGCAGGGCAAAGUCUCUCCGAGUCGCAGGGCAGCAAGAGUCAGGUCCUCAUGGAGGACGCCCUGGAGAGGAUGCUGCUCAAAUCCCGGCCGACACAACAGCUACACAACCUGGGGCUGGGUCACGACAGCACCGGUCAACUGGACGACACCGUCAACUCGGCCUUCUACUCCCCAAACCUGUCGCUGACCAGCUCGGACCACAGCAAGAGGUUUGCUCCAUCCCCCGUGGCAGCUGAUCUGGAGUCAUCCAUCCUGCAUAUGGUGUCCUCCCCCACCGCCCCAAGCCCGGAUCCCCUCCCUCCCCCACUGCCUCUGCCGUUAAACCUCACCCUGCCCGGCAACGGACAGGACAUGGAGGACUUUGUCCCGGAGGUGGAGCUCAGGGUCUCGUUGGUGAAGUCGGAAAAGGGCAGCCUGGGCUUCACCCUCACAAAAGGUAACGACCACGGAUGUUACAUCCACGACAUCGUGCAGGAUCCAGCCAAAGGAGACGGAACCCUGAGGCCCGGGGACCGGAUGAUUACGGUGAACAACACAGAUGUGAGCAACAUGGGCCACACCGAGGUGGUCAACCUUUUUUGGGCGCGGGGCGCCCGGGCCCGUGGUGGGGACUUUGGGGGCCCCAACCCCAAAAGCUUUAUAGAAGUGAUUUACAGCCCCUAA